Messenger RNA from Prinia subflava (tawny-flanked prinia), 4354 nucleotides. RefSeq names its product DTW domain containing 1 (gene DTWD1). Gene Ontology annotation, cellular component: nucleus. Gene Ontology annotation, molecular function: tRNA-uridine aminocarboxypropyltransferase activity. Gene Ontology annotation, biological process: tRNA modification. Lineage: Eukaryota; Metazoa; Chordata; Aves; Passeriformes; Cisticolidae. The record is from RefSeq and is a predicted model, not a curated record.
CGCCCACGGGGCCUUGGUGCCGCUGCGGCGGGACGGGGCCGCGGCAGAACCGCGCUGCUGUUCCGCUGGCAGAGGCAGCGGCCGAGGGCCGUGCCCGCCCUGCGCUAUCUCCGCCCGCAGAGGCUCGGAGCGCUGCGCUCCGGAGCGGCCUGCGCUCGGCUGAUGGCAGCGAGUGGCGGCACAGAGGGGUUUGUGCACCCCCUGAGCUUUACACAACCUCCCGAGGGGCCGGCGUGAGUGGCCGGCGUUCUGAGCUGUCCUGGAAUUGCAGCUGGAGUGCGGAGGGUACCCUCCACCGGCAGUGAUUUACCAGGGGUCUGGAGAUGAGGCAUAUAACUUCUUCUCAGUAGUCAUACUGGAGGCUAAUGGGAUUACUCAUCCAGCUAACCAUGUCUUUAGAUUCAUCUACACUUUUAAAUGAAGAAAAUGCUCAAGGAGCAAAAGGAAAUACCGAGUGUUUGGAAAGCCUGCUGCAGACUCCAUCAUCAUUUCAAGAUAAUCCACUUCAACAAUUGCAGUUAGCAUCCCAGGAAGUACUGGAAAAGGCAAAAAAGAGUGGGAGAUCAAAAUGCCCCCGAUGCAAUAGUUCAAGGAUGUUUUAUUGUUAUACAUGCUUUGUUCCUGUUGAAACUGUCCCUACCAAAGAAAUUCCAACUGUGAAGUUACCUUUGAAGAUUGACAUUAUUAAACACCCAAAUGAAACUGACGGCAAAAGCACUGCUGUGCAUGCUAAGCUCCUGGCACCUGAUGAUGUUACAAUUUACAAAUACCCUUGCAUUCCAGAGUAUGAAGAGAAGAGACACGAAAUAGCACUCAUAUUUCCUGGCCCCAAUUCAGUUUCAGUAAAAGAUAUCACUUUCCAUCUCCAAAAGUACACCAAGAAAGGCGUCUGUGCUAGUGACGAUGACUGUUCCAGAGAGCCACUUCUUAAACAAGCAAAAAUAGAGCCUGAAGAAAAAACAAAUCCCAAUGAAGGCAUCUCAAGCAGCAGAAGUGAAGGCACUAGACUGAAGAAAAUAAUAUUUAUUGACAGUACCUGGAAUCAGACUAACAAGAUAAUAACUGAUGAACGACUUCAAGGGUUACUGCAAAUUGAGUUGAAGACAAGGAAAACUUGCUUUUGGCGUCAUCAGAAGGGAAAACCAGAUACAUACCUUUCCACAAUAGAAGCAAUUUAUUAUUUUCUUGUGGACUAUCAUCAGGAGGUUUUGAAAGAGAGCUACAAAGGACAAUAUGAUAAUCUGCUUUUUUUCUUUUCAUUUAUGUAUACAUUGAUUAAAGAUGCCAAGUGUUGUGCAGGAAAAGAGCCUGAUGUGUUCACUGUGAUGAGCACAUUUCCUGAGAUGGGAGUGGAGGACUUGACCCCUCUUGCCAUAAGGUCAUCUCUUUUAACUGUAAGAAGGAAUUAGCAUGCUGGCAUUUCAUUGUUACUAAUACUUAUGUCAGACGUUUUCUUUGUGGUUUACACAGCAAUACUGAUUCACCUUCAUGGCAUCACAGGCUUACUGAAAUGAGCAGAUGAUGUUUAGUUGCUGGGGCAAGUGGCAGCAAUACAGAAUGAAAGAGCACGUUAAUUGAAUAUGAAUGAUAUACUUCCAAGAUUAAUUCUGGAAAAUUCUUCUAGUAAUAAAAAAGUGGUCUCUUGAAACACUGUUAUACAGUGUAUGGUUUCUGUAGUAUCAUUCCUGUUAUAUUAGGAUUAUUCUCAACUUCUUGGGUAAUUUUAGACUUCUUCAAACAAAUUUAGUUAAGUUUUGUUACUGUUGUAUAAUACCAUUAUUUGGGGAAGCACUAACCUAACAAAUGUCACUGGCAUAUCGUAGGCACUGAAAAUAAAAGAUGGUGGUUCUGACCACAAUGUUUCUGACAAGGCUUAAAUGAGGCAGGCUGUGAAUCUGCUCCUUGCUUUUGCAGUAAUGGGGCAGAUUAGAACAGGGUAAGACUUUGUGCUGAUGGCAGUUCUGUCAUAGGUGUAGUGCUGCUCUCAGAGUCAUCACGUGGGAAUGCAGUUUUGCCAAGCUGUACCAGCACAGGCAGUGUUGGCAGAGGUAAUAGACCUGAGCUACAACUUUAGAGCAGAGUUAUAUGAAUAUAUUUUAUAUCAUACAUUGAUAAAAAUUGUACUCCUAAGGUAGAAAAAAUGUUUCAUUAGAGGUACAAUAUAAGAUGGAUAAAUAUUUCUGAAUAUUCUCAGAAAUGUGUUACUUAAGACAAAGUGUUUCUUGUCAAAGUGACAGACUGAAAAAUUACAAAAUUUUAUUUUUUAAACAAAAUAUCCAAGUUUUUGUUAUCACUUGUAGCAUACUCUCUAGGAGGGUGCUCACCCUAGUGUACAUAGAAAGUGUCUUGAAAAAUACAUCAAGAAAAUGUUUUUAUGUUUCCACAGCAAUCCAUACAGGCUCAAACAAUUGGUUUGUACUGCAUUUUUAAUGCUUCAAGUUACUGAAAUCUUAAUAUUGUUUCAAAUACAAGAUACAAAUACACUCUCUUACAUCAUACUUCAUAUUUGAUUGCUUAUCUGCACAAGUGCAUAUAAAAAUGCAUUUCGGUGGACAACAAAAACAUAUCCCCAUUUGCAGAACAAAAUGGUGGUUAUGUUAUGUGUGUGCACGUGAAAUGUGCAUGAACUGUAACAGCACCACAGGAAACACAGACUUGAAGUCAGAAUGAGAAAGAUAAUUUUUAUAUCUACCUAUACACUGAGUUCAUGUGCCAAGCAAUCAGAAAAAUCAGCAGUCUUGUCUCAGUGCUAUUGAAACAACACUGCCUACUCGUUUGGUUUUUAUUGCUAUUGAGAGGUUACUUUGGCUUUUUAAAAUGAUUAAUGUUAUUUCCUUUGGUAUGAAUUUUGAUGGUCUUUUGACAUUUCCAUCUGGUCUUGUAUUUCUUAAACAAAGAUUGUUGUAAAUUUUUUUUCUAAUCACACAAGUAUAAUAGCUUGAGAAGGAAACUUUCACCCACUUUAAACAAACAAAAAUAAAAUGAACCCACUGACCUAAUGUUUUACAAGAACCAGAGAGAAAAAUCUGGGGGGAGAGGGGGAGUUACUUCCAAGACACAUUUCCCUGAAAACAUGUUUUUUAUUUAAGAAGCAGAGGUCAGAUAAAAGCUUGUAUAAGCUGUUCUUUGUUACUUUUGGAAAAUAGUUUCAUAAGGUGAAAAAUUGUUUCCAAAUUUAAGUUUUGUGUACCUCACUUUAUUUGAACAAUGGGAAUUAAAAACCUUUUCCAAAAGAAAAUUAGCUUUAACUCUCUGAUGAAAUUAAUGUACAGAAAGGAUUUUAAAUCUGGCUCGCUGUGUCCAGGAAUUGGGUUCAGAUUCUUUUCUUCUUCCAGUGCAACCUCAGUGUAAUGCACGAGUCAUUUGUUAUACCAAGGGACAGAGGCACACCUAAUAUCUGUAAUUUGUUAUGGUCUCCUGUUAUUCCUCUGAUAACCUUCUAUGGGGGCAGGAAGGAGGUUUUUGUCACUUCUGCUGCAAAUCUGUCCUGUCUGAGCAGAUGUAGUUGCCCCUUCUCUCAUAUAUAUAUAAAAGUAUUUACAUCCUGUAUUUAAUUUUGAUGUUGGUAUAAGAAGCCAAACCAAAUCAUCCAUCUCACACUGAAAGCAUCUCAGUACCACUGAUACACUUCCCCAGCUUUGAGACUAAAGAAAAGAUUUGUUCCACUAAAUGAAAGCAAUCAAGUGGCUAAUCCUUUCAAGUGCAAUUAGCAGCACUGACCUCCCUGUUCUUUAAAUUGAAGGUCAUGGGGAGGUAAAGGCCAGUUCUGGGCCUUUUCUUUCAUAUCAGAAUACCCCUUCACUAUCUCUUCUGUUUCCAAAAACAUCAGAGACCAAGAGGGAAAAACAGGCUUCUGCUUCCAUUAGCAGUAACUUAAACAGCCAUAAGUUAAAGGGGGAGGAAAAGGAAGAGCAUCUCUAUCUCCUCUCACAACAGAAGACAUCUGGCCUUCUGUGGGGAGGCCCCAGAUAACAAAGAACCUGUCAGUGCAAAACUCCGCAAUGUGUUCGGAGAACCAUUUUACCUGCACUCUGGCUCAUUCAUUUCCUGCCACUGAAGCCAUCUGCUUUUGCUUAUUGUGGGUAUUUUUGUUCUUUGUUUGGCCAGGAGCAUGAAGUGGCUUCACUUCAGCAUGCCUGUAAGCUUGGUCAGAGGGAGUAUUUAAUCCUUUUCUCAAAAUGAAUAAGAGAGGGAGCUGCUGCAAAAAACAAUUCCUUUCCUGGAAGGUAGCAGAAAUGUCAUCCAAGCCGAGGUUGAAUAAAGGGUCAUGUCAGUGCAUGGGGUAAAGAUACAUUGAGAUGGAAAAGAGAUGCCAACUUGGAAUCUACGGCACAACCUCCCAGAGCACUUGUAA